CUUUUGAAGAUGCACGAUCCGCAUGUGUAAAACAGUAAAUGAAUAAGGAUUAAAGUUGGAUUAUCUGUUCCAAUAUUAAAUCCAUAUGGAUAAAUGAUCAAGAUGCCCACUGUGAUAGUGUUAGAUGUUUCUCUGUCUAUGAGUAGACCUGUUGUCAUCCCAGACUGCUCUGAAGAAUACCAAAGAAAACAUUUAGCAAUCCACGGAAUCAACUGCUUCCUAGAUUACUUAUCCAGCAACUUUAAACUAGAAUUUACCUCACUUUUGGUGUUUUCCUAUCUGUGGGAACAGCUCGUUCCAUUUACAAGGAACUAUGAAACAAUCAAGUCAGCUCUGAACAAUGUGGAAGAGUACAACAAAACCUGUAUAGAGGCUGGCUUAACAGGUGCUUCAUCUGUAGUCACAGAGGAAUGGAACUCUGUCACCCCUUCACAGGUAAUCUUGGUGACGGAUGGUAGAACAGGCAUUGGGCAAAGAUCUUUGAAAAAUUCACUUGAAACAUGGAACCAAAGGGAAAACGGUGAUGAAAAAUUCCCUCUACCGUUCAAGUUUCCUUGUAAAUUGCACGUAAUGAUCAUCAGCAGUCCGAAUGACCCAGACAUCAAAAGUUCUCUCCCCUUGUUUGAAAAACUUAUUGAGAUUAAUGGCCAGGGGGGAGAACUGUGUGUGCCAGACAAUGCCCUAACUUUACAAUCUGUGGAAGCCAUGUUUACAAGGAUACAGGAGAAGUAUUAUCAGCCGUACAAUGGGACGCUGAAAUGUGGGAACUUCAAGUGUUCUGUACAGUUGUUCCCACCUCCCGAUCCCUAUGACUCGAUACAGGAGUUUGAAGAGGUUCAUCAACAAGUAAGCUCUAACCUAGAGAUCCUGGGAUUCAUUGACAUAGCAGACAUUGCCAGCCCUCAGGCGCUCUCUAGACAUCUGGUCCUACCUCUCCCAAACAAAGACACCAAGACUUCAGAUAGUGAUGUGGAGAGUAAAAAAGAGGAGGAAGAUGUGGUGCAAGAAGAUGGCAAGAUUCCAAGUUUUACCGUUCUCCUACACGGAAGUCUCAAAGUGGAGGGGAUGGUGGCGCUGACGCAAGUGGCAGAGAAUUGGUAUGGGAUUUUGUACUCCUGGGCAGACAGCAAGAAGAAAAGUAACUUGAUGCUAAGCUUAUUAGAGCCAGGUCCAGAGCCCAUAAGUUGGAUUGGUAAUAUUGCUAACCUGGCCCCUAUAUCUGACUUUACUGAACCCCCCUACGGAGAAGACGAUAACAAGACCCCGUUUCCAAUCCGACCGGCAGAGAAACACAGCUAUGCUCAGAGUUGUGUUGUCUGGAUUAAACCCUCUGGACUGCAGGCUGACAUACAGAAAGUGUUGAGACAUGCCAGGAAGCUGCCAGAGAAACACCAGCAGUUUUACAAGGAGUUGAACAGACUCAGACGAGCUGCAUUGUCGUUCGGAUUUCAUGAUCUCCUGGAAGCCAUGGCCUCCAUGCUGGACAGGGAGUGUACAAUGCUCCCCGGAUCUGCUCAUCCAGACGCAGCGCUCCAGCUGACUCAUGCUGCUAAUGCUCUGAGGAGCGAGAGUGCCACGGAUAUAGCACAAAUGAUCCUUCCCUUAAGAACAAAUUUUAAUCAGGAUACAUCUUGAUUUGUUUCCACUUGGCAGGAAGUCAGUGUUACAGUACAAAAAUGUACAUGAUAGAUUACAAUUGGGCAUUGAACGGACAAAGAUCCACAUGCAAAGUAGAAAUGACAGGAAUGAAUGGAAUCUUUAGAGCUAUGAUGGAAUAUGUAGAAUAACGACAAUGUUGUAUAUUUGUUGUGACAUUUUAACAUUGAAACAAAGCUGGAAGAAGCAUUUCGGGAGUUAAUUAAUUGUGACUGCCAUCUUUUAAGUCUUUGUUUCUGUUGGUGAAAUAAAAAGGCCAGAAAAUCUGAA
Saccostrea cuccullata (small rock oyster) is the source of this 1926-nucleotide messenger RNA. Its product is annotated as integrator complex subunit 14-like. Bases 94 to 1635 code for a protein of 513 amino acids. The record is from RefSeq and is a predicted model, not a curated record. Gene Ontology annotation, biological process: snRNA 3'-end processing. Lineage: Eukaryota; Metazoa; Mollusca; Bivalvia; Ostreida; Ostreidae. Gene Ontology annotation, cellular component: integrator complex. The transcript has 10 exons.